AUGUCAAUCAUACUACAGCAAGUGGUGAUUGGAGUCUGGAACCAAACAACCAUUGAAACAAAACCGGAAAGUUCACCUGUCAAUAUGAAUGUGCUUGUUGCAAUUGUUGGGACGGCUUGUGUGAUUUUAUUGAUUGCGUUAGUCGUUGUCAUUGUGUUAUGCUGCAAAAAGAAAAAGGAAAAAGUUCGCCCACAAAGCGAUGGCUUUGGAACGCAAGUUAGUUUUGAUUUCAUGAAUCCAGAGUACGGUCACAUCUCAGAUACCUUCAGGCCAACCCCCGCCACACCCCUCCAAGAGACAAUUAACUCGCACAUUAUACCACAAGAACUAGAUGAGGAAGAAACGUAUGCUAUUAUAAAUAAUUAUCCAAUGUCGCCUCCGAUUUCAACAAUCGACCUUCUACAAGCUCCACAUAGUUCAAUGCAUAGCAGUUUAAAUUUAUCCAAGACAACGCAAUCGAGAAACAAAGUACAAGAGAAUGCUUCAACUCUAUCUCUACAGCGGACUCACUAUUCAUCUCGAAUUUCAACUGAAGACAGAAUCUCCCAGGAAUCAUUCAGGUCACGUGAUCCGACGUCCUCGCCAGCGCAAGGAAGACAUAUGACGUCAUUUACAUCAUCUCCGAACACUGCCGGUAAUCGAAGUUCGCCAUACUAUCCACAAAUGUCAACAAAACCAGAACAGAGGAAUAUCGAACAGUCAGCACUGCAGUAUGCCGAACUUUCAUUCAAAGACCGAGACGAAGACGACAGAUUUCAAGCAGAUGAGAGCUGUUACGUAAUAAAUACCGAGACUGCGAAUCAACAAUACGAUGACACUGAUAAUAUGAAUCAGCAAAAUAACGUGAAUGAAACGUUGACUCAACGAAAUGGUGAUAUUGAAGAAUCCCUGCAAGUUCAGAACAGCUGUACUCAGAUGCAGGAAAAGGAGCAAACAGUUCUGGAUAGACCCAUCCAGGGGCAUAUCGGUGUCAAUAGAGUCGAAAACCUUCCGGCCGGAAGCGUAUAUGAAAAUGAAAUACCUUCUCCGACUGUCAGUCCAUAUUCACCUCAAUUCCCUUUGCAAAUUUAG
Messenger RNA from Styela clava, 1071 nucleotides. NCBI's taxonomy places the organism in Eukaryota, Metazoa, Chordata, Ascidiacea, Stolidobranchia, Styelidae. The record is from RefSeq and is a predicted model, not a curated record.